UUGAAAAUGUUCUAGAAAGAGAAAAUGCAAAAAUCAUAAUUUUAAUCAUUAUUACAGAACAUAAGUUAAAAAACUUACUGAAAUGAUUUUUGAUCCUUUUUCUGAUUGGCUGGUCGUCAAAUUUAGCUGCUUUAGCUGCAGAUCAAAUCAAAUGUAAAAGAUCCCGACUAGAAAAAGGCAAAAGAAAAACUUUUUACCAACUAAAAUCAGAAAACAUGAGGAUCAAUUUAUACUAAACGAAUGUAAUAAUUACUGAAUGGUGAAUAAAAGUAAGAAAAAACAUUUAAAAAGUUGAUGUUUCUUAACAGAGAAGCUAAUGUUGUUUGAUGUGAGUUUGAUUGACCUGAAAACAUAAAGAACAGGAAGUAAACCUGCAGACAGAUGUUUCUCUGGACGUUUACUUAUUUUUUUGCAGCAUAAAACCUGAUAAAGUUUCAUCUGAUUAAAGGCGUCGGGGGCAGAAAACCUCAGCUGCUGAUGUCAUUUCCUGCAGUUGUUUCUUUCCGUUUCUGCAGGUGAAACGGCUGAGUGAGGAGGAGGAGGGCAGACCUUCAUCAUAUUUUCCUGUUCGCAGUGAAAUGUUGUGAAUCACACAUUCUGACAAACUGUGACAGCCAAACGUUUUCCAUGCUGCCUGUUGGACUUUUGAUUAAUUUUGGUUAAAAAAAAGAGACAAACAGUUAAAACUGACAAAUUCCUCCGAUGUUUCAGUUCGUUCAGGUUUUAUUGGUUCCAUUAAAUGUUUUUAUUCAAAACAAAAGGAUCCAGUUUUACAGCAGAAAGACACAAGAGGCAUUAAAUUAACAACCUUUAAGCAGACGUUUUGUUCCAGGUGGAAAUGAUCUGAUGAUCAGAGGAUUUGGAGGGAUUCAGUCACAGAGCAGGAAAAUCCAACAUGUGAGAAAAAUGCUGGAAAAACUUCAACCUGGAAAAGAAACGGCAGCGUUUGAUAAAAAGAAAGAAAAGGAGCCGCGCCUGCAUGAUGCCGCCAUGUUUCCCUGAUCCGCCUGGCUGGCAGCCAUCAGCCUCCAAUCAAUAACCAAUGAGCUCCGAAGGAACCCAGAUCCAGUUCUGAACUUGAACUAAAGUCACGAGAUAAACAAAAGUUCUUCAGAGAGGCCUUGGCCUCAGACUCGUCCUGUUGUGAGCGGACCGCCUUCCUGAUGCCGCCAUGCCCAUCAUCAGCAACACCAACCACGACUUCAGCAACCUGUCGCUCAGCGACGACAGCAGCCUGGACCGCAUCUUCACCGAGAUUCCAGAGACUGAGACCAUCAAGGGUGUCUACUACCAGAGGGCGCAGUUGAUCCGCAGGCCGGAGGACCUGGUGUCGGUGGACCACGCCCUGCUGGCUGUGAUCAACGUGGGGGGAAACCGCUACACCUUCCCCUGGACCACCCUGCAGCAGUUCCCCCUCACCAGACUCGGCCGGCUCUGCGGCUGCCGGUCGCUCGAGGACAUCGCCAGCGUGUGCGACGACUACGACGAAACCAGGAAGGAGUUCUUCUUCGACCGCUCUCCGUCCGCCUUCAAGGUCAUCCUCAACUUCCUGGCGGCGGGAAAACUGCGGCUCCUGCGAGAGAUGUGUGUUCUUUCCCUUCACGACGAGCUGAACUACUGGGGGGUGGAGAUGGCGUACAUGGAGCGCUGCUGCAAGAGGAAGAUGUACACCCGCAUCGAGGAGGUUCACGACAAGGAGAGGCGGGAGGAGGAGCGGCGGCAGAGAAACGCCAUGCAGCGCCUGCCGGUGGAGGAAACCCGGUACAGGAAGGUGAUGAACUGGCUGAGGGACAUGGUGGAGAAUCCUCAGUCCGGCCUGCCGGGGAAGAUCUUCGCCUGCCUGUCCGUCAUCAUGGUCGCCGUCACUGUGGUCAGCUUGUGCAUCAGCACCAUGCCUGACCUCAGAGAGGAGGAGGACAGGGGCGAAUGUUCCUCCAAAUGCUACAACAUGUUCAUCAUCGAGACGGUGUGUGUGGCCUGGUUCUCCCUGGAGUUCGUCCUGCGCUUCGUCCAGGCCCGCAGCAAGCUGGACUUCCUGCGCGGGCCGCUCAACAUCAUCGACGCCAUGGCCAUCCUGCCCUACUACGUUUCCCUGGUGGUGAGCGAGGAGGACCAGAACCGGGAGACGGACCGGCCCGGCGGAGGUAAGGGCUACCUGGACAAGCUGGGGCUGGUGCUGCGGAUCCUGCGGGCGCUGCGGAUCCUGUACGUGAUGCGGCUGGCGCGCCACUCGCUCGGCCUGCAGGUUCUGGGCCUGACGGUUCGCCGCAGCACGCGGGAGUUCGGCCUGCUGCUGCUCUUCCUCUGCGUCGCCGUCACGCUCUUCUCCCCGCUGGUUCACCUGGCCGAGAGCGAGCUCACCGGCCCGCACGACUUCAGCAGCAUCCCCGCCUCCUACUGGUGGGCCAUCAUCUCCAUGACGACGGUGGGGUACGGCGACAUGGUGCCGCGCUCCAUUCCCGGCCAGGUGGUGGCGCUGAGCAGCAUCCUGAGCGGGAUUCUCAUCAUGGCGUUUCCCGCCACCUCCAUCUUCCACAUGUUCUCGCGCUCCUACCAGGAGCUGAAGAUGGAGCACGACCGGCUCUUCAAGGAGGAGGUGGCAGCUGCAGCAGCCGCCGCCGCCACCGGGGGCGCUGCGGAGCCGCAGGGGGGGGACGCGAGGUCGCCCCCUGCUGGGCCUCCGGACCAAACCAAGGAGCUCUGCAUGGAGGCGCUGCUGCAGGAAGCCAACAACCACAGUCUUCCACCUGCGGCUUUCUGAAGGUUCUUCACGAAACUUUACAGCUGCAGUUUGCAACUUUAAUAAAUUUUUUUAAAAAAGGCUUUGAUAUAUUUGAUAAAACUGUCUCCAUGUUGUGACAGUAGCUGCGUUUCUAUUCCAAAUAUGAGCUAAUUUUUGUCUAUAUUUUGCUCAUGUCGAAAAGCAAAAUUUCUCUAUUUCUGUGUUUUCAUUGAAGCUGCAGUUUGUAACUUUUACAUAAAAUAUUUUAUUUGUUGAAACUGUCACCAUAUUGUGACCAUUUCAGACAGAUAAUCUGUGAAAUAAUGAAGCUCCUCUGUUUUCUACCAACUUGAAACAACCAAUCAGAGCCAGGAGGCGGGUCUUAAUGCUGUCAAUCACAGUCUCAUGUCAGCAGAUCCUAGCAUAAAUGCUAAUGCUAGUUAGCUUAGCCAUUGAUAAUGAUGGUGCUGUAACUGUAAGUUGUUUUGCCAUUAGCACAUUUAGCAUUGAUUGGCAGCGCUAAGCCCCUCCUCCUGACUCUGAUUGGUUGUUUUUGGUUAAUCUCUGGCAGUAGCAGGUCCGGGAGGAGAUGGAUCUGUUCAGAUUAUCAGUCUCAUAAACUGUCACGACACGGAGACAGCUUUAACAAAUUAAAAAACAUUUCUUUAUAAAAAUUAUAUACUGCAGCUUUAAAUAAGAAAUUAAAUUCAAAUCCUCCACGAAUAAGCUUGUUCAUGCGAUUAGUUGUUAAUGGCAGCGACGGAUGUAAACACAUGAGAUAUAUUCAUUAUUCAGCUGCUAGAGCUCAUCAUCUAUCAGCCAAUCAGAGGAGAUGUCGGCGUUUUACUCAGCAACAAGCCCCGCCUACUCGGGAGUGGCUACUUAUACAACGUUUUGGGGAAAAUUGUAGUCGGCUAUUUUACAGGAGAAUUAUGGAUUCAACAUGUUGGAACGACUCGACUUUUUAUGAACUGAUGCUGUUAUGCUCUAGUGGAGCUGGCUGCACAAAAACAAACAAAGAAAACCACUUCCUGUUGUCUUCUUUGGCGUUUCUGGCAGUAGUAACAUCCGGCUGUUGAUCAUGUUUUGAUACGGCUGAAUAGCCUCAUCAUCCUUGUGCAAAAACGUUUCAGCAAAAACUAGCCUUAGCAUUUAUGGCUACAUGGUAGCAUAGCAGAGUGAAAGGCCGAGAUUGUGAGCAUGAGGAUGAUUGACAGCAUUAGGACCCGCCCCCUGUCUUUGAUUGGUUGUUUCUGACUCAGCAGGACCAAAUCUUUUUUUUUUUUCACAGAUUAUCUACCUUAUACAAUCUGGCAGUUUUAACAAAUAUGUGAAGAACAUAUUUUUAAUAAAAGUUACAACUGCAGCUUUAAAACACAGCAACUACCAAGGCACUAAUACCCCCAAAGCCUAACUGCCCAGUUCUGGCAUUCACAUUAUUUUGGAUACAAAUAAAAGUUUUUCUUUUUUUAAAAGUAUUUCUGGUUUUUGAUGCAUUGACUGGAAACGUGAAGAGAGACUGGAAACGAACCUUUAUACCGGAUGGUUCCUGUGAGACCUGAAGGCCUCUGCAGCAAUAUUCCAAACACGCUGCUUCCAUAAACCUGCAAUAUUAAACCCAAAGUCACUUCUCCUUCCACUGUGAACUGACUGCAACAUUAUCCGAGUUUUCAUUUCUGUUCAAUGUGCUGCAUAAAGUAUGAACUAAAACUGUUUCAUACUCAACCUUCCUGCCAUGAAUGCAAAGAAGUUCAGCUUGUAGUUUAUGCAUGAGAAGCUUCAAGCCAUGUUCUGAGCAGAACUGAUAAAAUCAUUAUAACCCAAAUGUAAUGUAUAUCUGUUCUCUGUUUAUCUGAUAAAUAACUGAUGGAAACAUCUGGGUUCAGUUUGGACAGUUACACUGUAAAAAGUUAACGGCAAUAGUUUGGAAAAAAGCUCAUUGAUAUUUGUUAUAGAUUAAAACUAAAUAUAUGAUUCACCAUUUAGCUUAUGAAUUAAAUAUUAAGUUUCUAAUUAUAUAUUUAUAAAUCAAUGAAUAACAUGAUGAAAAUAUAACUUUGAAAAAUGAACACCCAUUUUUUUAUGACAGACUAAUUAAAUCAAAAUAUUGCUGUUAAUUUUAUUGUGUAACUUUACAAACAGCGCCCCAUACUGUUGGGAAAAGGUAUUUACUCCUUUAAAGGUUUGUUUUGUUUCUGCUUUUUUGUCACAGUUAAAUGUUUCAGAUCAUCAAAACAUUUUAUAUUGAAGAUAACCUGAGGAAGCCAGAAAAACGUCUCCUAGACUGCAGGUGAGCCGUCAGUCUGUCUUUAAAUGCUGUUCGUUAGCGACGCGACGUUAACCAACAAUCUGAAUAUUUUUAUCGCCUCUUCAUCCUAAACGAUGCGACUUGAGCCGGUUGGUGAGAACGGUUCUUUGUUUUUUAUGAGUUCGUUUUUAAGCAGCUCACUUUUUGCUACAUUUUGUUUCCAUGUUACAAAUAUCACCAAAAUGUUACUAAUGCACAACCUUUGUAAAAAGCUACAUGAUAUCUGAUGUUUUUGUUUUGAGGUUUUAUUUAUUAGCUCAUUUUUUUCUGGAAGAACCUGCUGCGUUUUUUUUUACUUAAUACUGAUGAUGAUGUAACAUUUUUGUGAACUUCUUUCACAACAGGAAUUGAUAUAAACGACAUUUAUUAAGGAUAAAAUGGCUUUAAAAAACGGAUCAUUUGAAGUGACGGUUCGGAUCCCAGAAGGCCCGCCGGUACCGGUAGCUUUAUGGACACACCUUCCAGAAACACUUUCAUCUGAACCGUCCAGAGAAUAUUUUCCUAGAAGUUUUGAGGAUCAUCUGGAUGUUAUUGGACAAUGUGAGACGGGCCUCUGGGUAGUUUGGGUCAGCAGUGGUUCUGGUCGUGGAACUGUCCCAUGGACGCCAUUUUUUCCAUGUCUGUCUUUAUUUAGAUGUUUGUUUAAAGCUUUAGAUGUUUUUCUGGGUGGGUUGUUGAUGAUUUCUUACUGUUUGAGAUUAUUUAACCUACUUUGUGUUGUCAUUCAUUUCAACUAAUUAAUUCAAAACUUUUAAUAUAUUAAAAAUUUAUUAGUCAAUUAUUCACCUUUUUUUCUUACUGAAGUCCUGAGUGGAACCUUAGUAUUUGUGUGUUUCUGGUACGCCCGUAAAUCUGGGGCACAAGCUACAUCCGCUAACAGUGAUGGGUGACGAAGCCGCUUCUCUGGGUUUAUUUCUGCUUCUACAAAUGAUCUGAUUGGUUGCUGGAAAUGGGGUUUAAGUGGAAAAUGUUGCUUGUUUUUUGCUGAUUAAUUAAUUACAGACUGCCUUUAACCUGAUUAAAUGUUUUAAUGGAAUCCCUAAACUAUUUUCUCGGUCUGACUGUAAUCCCGCCUGGGUGAGGUUGGUGAAAUGAAGCCAUUAAAUUUGGUUAUUCUUAGUUAAUUUAUGAAUGAAAAAGGAGCAGAUUAGUUCUGAUUGCUUUUCUCUUAAUUAAACCGUUUUUUUUUCUGUCUGGUGUUAAAAUGUGAUGAUCUGAAACAUUGAAGUGUGACUAAGAAGGAAACUCAGCAAUCUGUAAGUAGAUUUCCUGAGCUCUUUCCUGCAGGAUGAUCCCUACUGUAAUUUUGUAAUUAGGGAUUAAAAGGAUGGAGAUGAAACAGGGAGUUUUUGUUUUAGACAAGGAGUGUGCGUGAGCACCAAGAACCAUGAAAUGUACUUUGCGAUGCUCCAAAUAAAAGCUCUCCUUGUAAUCUGACAGAAAUCUGU
Xiphophorus couchianus (Monterrey platyfish) is the source of this 6478-nucleotide messenger RNA. Its product is annotated as potassium voltage-gated channel subfamily G member 4-like. The record is from RefSeq and is a predicted model, not a curated record. The coding region runs from base 1172 to 2761 and encodes 529 amino acids. NCBI's taxonomy places the organism in Eukaryota, Metazoa, Chordata, Actinopteri, Cyprinodontiformes, Poeciliidae. Gene Ontology annotation, cellular component: voltage-gated potassium channel complex; membrane. Gene Ontology annotation, molecular function: protein binding; delayed rectifier potassium channel activity. The transcript has 6 exons. Gene Ontology annotation, biological process: potassium ion transmembrane transport; action potential; protein homooligomerization.